This is a messenger RNA of Rhodotorula graminis WP1, 2304 nucleotides long. RefSeq lists its product as uncharacterized. Bases 1 to 2304 code for a protein of 767 amino acids. NCBI's taxonomy places the organism in Eukaryota, Fungi, Basidiomycota, Microbotryomycetes, Sporidiobolales, Sporidiobolaceae. The transcript is spliced from 2 exons. Gene Ontology annotation, molecular function: RNA polymerase II cis-regulatory region sequence-specific DNA binding; DNA-binding transcription factor activity, RNA polymerase II-specific. The record is from RefSeq and is a predicted model, not a curated record. Gene Ontology annotation, biological process: regulation of transcription by RNA polymerase II.
AUGGAGACGCCUACCUUGCUCAAGCGUGACGACUUUGGUCGGCAUCGCGCCUCGUCGGAUCCUCUCUCGCGCGGCGGGUCCUUCCUCGACGGCGCCGGCCUCUUGCACCAGGAGCCCAACCCGUUCGAGCAGUCGUUCGGCCCGCUCGCCGACUCGUCGUCGCUCGCGACCGGCGUCAAGCCCUCGGACGGCACGGCGUCGGCCUCGGGUCGCCGCGCGCGCUCGACCUCGCCGUCGUCAUUGAUGCCCCGCACCACGCCCGGCGGCAGCCAGCGCCUCCCGCCGCUGUCGCUCAUGCAGACCCCCGGCGGCGAGCUGUCGGCGUUCGGCUGGGGCGUCGACUCGCUCCGCACCGGCCCCCUCUCGCCGGCGCUCCUCAACGGCCCCACCGGCACGUCCGGCUUCUUCCCUGGCGAUCCUCCUAGAGGAACCACGGGCACGGGGCUGACCCCUUUCGCGGCGGGUCUCGACGGCGCAGGCGCAGCAGGCGCUCCUCCCUCGACCUCGACCACCACCGGCGGCGGCGCGACCACGACCUCGGCCGGCGUCUCGUUCCCGCCACCGAGCCCGGCGACGGCCGCCCUGUUCGCCAUGAUGACCAACAACACGCCGGGCACGUCGGACGCGGCCGCGACCGCCUCGUCGACCGUCGCCGCCCUUGCCGGCGGCGGCCCGCGCCCGCACGAGGGCCCCAACGAGGCCAACUCGUUCGAGGCGAGCUUUGCGCGCGCCAACUCGGACAACCUCAUCACGACGGGCGCGCACAAGCGCACCCCGCACGAGGCGGCCCUGCACCGCUCGGCCCUCCAGAACCAGAUGAACGGCAUCGGCGCCGUCGGCUCGGCGCCCGCCGUCCCGCAGGUGCACAGCCUGCGCGGUGCGCCGCCGCCGUCGCACCUGCAGCAGCCGCCGCCGCCGCAGCAACAGCAGCAACCGCCUCAGGGCGGCGGCAUCCCUUCGUCGGCCGCGUUCGUCCCGCCGCCGCCGCACGGCGCGUCGUCCUACUACGGCCCCGCCUACCCAGCCGGCGCUCCCCCUCCCCCUCCUCACGGCGGCUACGCGCCGGUGCCCCCUGCGCCCUCGCACGACCCGUCGUCGACCGGCGCCCCGACCGGCGCCAGUUCCGGCGCUCCUCCUCCCGGCGCGCUCCACUUUACGGCGCCGCCGCGCCCGCAAAACCCGCUCGACCUCUUGACGGCGGCGAGCAACUACAAUGACGACACGGUCGUCGCGGCGGCGGCGCUCUCGGGCCUCGCGACGCCCGGCGGCGGCUUCCCGGCGGCGGCCAUCCUCGCCGCGCAGCAGCAGGCGCAGCAGGUGCAGGCGCAGCAGCACGCCCAGCAGCAGCAGCACCAGCAGCACCAGCAUCAGCAGCACCCGCAGCACCCGCACGUCAUCUCGGGCGGCAUGGGCGUCAUGAACGGCGGCGGGCGCCAGGAGGGCUCGCCCGUCCCGUCGGGCGCCAACGGGCGCGGCAAACGCGGCGCGUCGGCCCAGCUCGUCCAGCAGCAGCAGCAGCAGCAGCACCCGUCGCCGCAGCAGGCGGGCCCGCCGGCCAAGCGCGCCCGCAAGCAGACGGCGGCGGCCGCGGCGGCCAUCGCGGCCGAGGCGGGCGGGCUCGACUACGACGAGGACGAGGGCAUGUCGAGCGCCGGCGGCGCAGCCGGUGCGGGACCGUCGGCGACGCCCGCGCCCAAGAAGGCGGCGGGCAAGAAGGGCGGGCGCAAGGGCGCAGCCGCGACGGCAGCGGCGGCGGCGGCGGCGGCGGCCAAGAAGGAGGAGGCGUUCGACGACGGCGCGAGCGUCGGGAGCACGGCCGACGGCGACAUGGGCAUGUACGGCUACGACGACAUGGGCGGCGACGGGUACGGCGCCGAGGGCAGCCAGCCGCCCGAGUCGCAGCCGAAGAAGGGCGGCCGCGGGCGCAAGAAGGACUCGGGCGAGACCGAGGAGGAGAAGCGCAAGAACUUCCUCGAGCGCAACCGCCAGGCGGCGCUCAAGUGUCGCCAGCGCAAGAAGGCGUGGCUCCAGUCGCUCCAGACCAAGGUCGAGCUCCUCACGACCGACAACGACACGCUCCAGAGCACGGUCAACAACCUCAAGGAGGAGGUCCACUCGCUCCGCUCGAUCCUCGCGGCGCACGCCAACUGCCCCGUCGCGCUCGGCAACGCGCCGCCGGCCCACCACCCGCACGGUCCGCCGCCGCCGCACGUCCAGCACCGCGGCAUGCCCGGCUCGCUCCCGCCCGGGCUCGCGCCGUCGACCAUGCCGCCGCAGGGCUACGCUCCGCAGGCGCAGUACUGA